Pelodiscus sinensis (Chinese soft-shelled turtle) is the source of this 2303-nucleotide messenger RNA. The record is from RefSeq and is a predicted model, not a curated record. Lineage: Eukaryota; Metazoa; Chordata; Testudines; Trionychidae.
CUUGGGAAGCGGCGGCGCCGGCAGGGGAGCAGUGCUGGCUCCCGGAGGAUUAUUAGCUCUGAACCAAGGGGUGGGGUGGUGGUGGUGGUAGGGGGGAAGCCAGCACGCGGAGGACUGGGGGGGGUGCAAGGCAGAGACUCACCCUGCCACCCCCUUCUCCCAAAGAGAAACCAAGCUCUCAGUGCGCUGGAGGAGCCCAGAGAGCAGCAGCCCAGCCAGAUUGGUGUAUUGGCUGUCUAGAGUCCUGAACACUGCAGGUCCUGAUGGGGGACUCAGGAUCAAGACGUUCAACUCUUGUGUCUCGACUGCCAAUAUUCAGAAGAAGUAUUAGUCGAAGACAUGACUCGCUUCCUUCCUCACCCUCCUCCGUUAAUACUGUGGGUGUCCAUAGUUCCUCUCCUUCUAGCACUAACUCAAGCUCAGGAAGUACAGGCAAGCGAAGGAGCAUAUUUCGCACUCCUUCGAUCAGCUUCCACAACAAGAAGGGAAGUGAACAGAAGUCUGAAUCUGCAAGUCAGAAUGUAUGUAUUUCAAAUGGUGCUCAGUCAACUCAAAACAGUUUCCAAAAACUGAACUUGGAAGAACAUGUUAAAAGCAGAGGGAGGCAUUCAGUUGGUUUUGGCAGUUCAAGGAACAAGAAGAUAACAAGAUCUUUGACAGAGGACUUUGAAAAGGGGAAAGAGCCAUCAGCUAACAAGAAUGUAUUUAUAAAUUGCAUACGUUCUGAAAAAAAUGAAGGUGAUGACUCUGGGUUUAUUGAGGAGCAAAGUAAGCGAUCUAUUAAGGAAUCCUCACGGAAACUUCUCCCGAAAUCUUUUUCAUCACACUACAGGUUUUCAAAGCCAGUCUCCCAGAGCCAGUCAGUUUCCUGUGUACAACAGUCUGGAUGCUUAUUGGAGGUUAAACCAUAUGUCGAAAGUGACCCUGUACAAGUAAAAUCCUCUCCAUCUGCUGAGAUAACAGAAUGUGCAGAAAGUUCUUUGCAAUCACCACAACUUUCUGCAGACCUCACCACAGUCCAGACCCCUUCAGAAUUUUUAGCAUUGACUGAAGAUUCUGUCUCAGAAGUUGACAUGGUACCCAAUUGUGGAAACCCAGCACUGUAUACACAAAACUUUGACAAUAAUACUUCUACCUCACACAUUUUCCUCAGUCCCACUGUUGCUCAUGUGAGGAAAACAGUUCAUGUAGAAAGUACUUCCCUAUCUGCUCUUAUAUCUCCAGUGAAUCAUACAGGCUUUUGUAGUACUGAAUCAAAUACCUUACCUAAAAAUACUUCUGCUAAUCAAACACAAGUAUUAUUGCAAGCCAUUGAACUUCCUGUUAAAGAUGCCCGGUACAUAGGAGAAAUUAACUCAGCAGAUGCACAAAUAGAAACUUUUGUGUUAAAUCAUGAAGAAAAAGCAGUGGAUGGCUCUUCUAAGACACAUGGAUUAUGUGGGGGCCAACACGAAACGACGUUACCAGAAUACAUUAGAGAAACAAUUCCUGUAACACAGUCAAAGAUUAUUCCCUUCUCCUCUGAAUUCCGAUCAUUUAAAACACAACAGGGACAUGAAAUAAAUCACUCUAAAGUUAAUCUUGCUAGUAGCUUCAGUCCUUACCGAGAAGGCAGACUAAUAGAGAAGCGCCUGAGGUCCUCUUCAGAAGGCAAUGCUGGAAGCAGCAGAAUGAUCUUAAAACCAAAGGAUGGAAACACAGAAGACCUUAAUUUCUUGCAGAAGCAAAGAGCUGGCUCAUCAUCUUCAAAAAUGAACAGCCUGGAUGUACUAAAUAACUUGGGUUCCUGUGAGCUGGAUGAAGAUGACCUUAUGCUUGACUUGGAAUUCCUAGAAGAGCAGCAUCACCAUCAUUCUGGUAAGUUAUACAACUAUUGCCUAUUUACAAGCUGAAUAUUAUUUAUGUAAUAUAACAUACAAGAAAAAAUUAAGUGCACUUAGAAGUAAUAAAAAUUAAUUUUUGUGGGGGAGAGAGGAUUAUGUAUUUAGCAGCUCAAUAGUUCUAAUUGCCUCUGGCAACUGGCGUGCAGGAUAUCAUGUUCUUUAUGCUUCAGUUGCUGAUUCUUUGCUUAACAUAAUUUGAGAGGCUGUCAUUACUUGGAGAUCAAACCUUUUUACUAUGGAUCACUUCAUAUGGCCAAUUAUCACACUAAGGCAAUUUUUACAGAUGCAGAAGAAUCCAAAUUGCACAGCAUCAAGGACAGAUUCAUUUGGUUUUCCAGAUGACUAGUACCUAUUGCACAGCCACCAAAAGGCCAUCAUGGAUACAAGCAAACCCAUUUUAUGUGUGUUAGAAUAUGUCUU